UUUCCUUUCCUUCGUCUAGUGAGAGAAAUUUCAGCGAAAUUUUGGAUGUUAUGAUUCUUCGAUUUCCAAAUUCUCUGCGCUAAGAACACGAUCCUUUCGUUCUCCAAGUUCUGAUUUAUUGGAUUGAAUUCUUUUGAAAUUGAAGGUGUGGUUCAGUAAUUGUUAAUUCCGAUAAUUUAUUUAAUCCUACUAUUAUGGACCACAUUCCUGUGGAAGUGAUCGGUAACAUAUUGUCUCUUCUCGGCUCUGCUCGGGAUGUAGUGGUUGCUUCUGCAACUUGCAAGAAAUGGAAGGAAGCAUGGCGCAGUCAUCUCCACAGUCUUUCUUUCAAUUUUAGUGAUUGGCCUCCCUAUAAUGACUAUUCCUCUGCUAGGUUGGAAAUACUCAUCACUCAGACCAUUUUUCAAACCAAGGCACUGCAGUUUUUGACCAUUUUCAUGGAUGAUGACCGUGAGUUCUCUGCCGCCCCCGUCAUUGCUUGGCUUAUGUAUACUAGGGAUUCCUUGCGCCAAUUGCAUUACAAUGUAAGGACUGUCCCUUGUUUCAACAUCAUCGAGAAAUGCAGCAGGCACAGGCUGGAGGUGCUGGCAUUGGCUCGCAAUUCCAUCAUUGGGGUUGAGCCAGGUUAUUUGAAGUUUCCUUGCUUGAAGUCGCUUUCGUUGAGUUUUGUUAGCAUCUCGGCGUUGGAUUUGAGUCUUCUGAUGUCGUCUUGUCCAAAGCUUGAAACAUUGGCUAUGGUUAGUCCAGAUAUUGCAAUAUCAGAUUCUCAGGCUUCUGUGGAGCUUAGCAGUCUUUCUUUGAAGGAUUUCCACCUUGAAUUGUUUAGCUCGGAUAAGUUUAUAUUGGAGGUGGAUUUGCUCGAGAAACUUCAUUUGAAAGAAUGUACUUUUGAGAUUUUUGAGCUGGUUGGAAAGGGGACACUGAAAGCGUUGAAAAUUGAUGACGUGAAUGUCAUGCAUCUCGAUAUUGCGGAUAGUACGGAGAACCUUGAGAUUAUAGAUGUUUGUAACUUCACAAUCAUGUGGCCAAAAUUUUAUCACAUGAUAUCAAAAGCCUCAAAGUUACAUAAGCUUCGGCUGUGGGGUGUUGUUUUUGAUGAUGAGGAUGAGGUUGUUGAUAUAGAGACAAUUUCUGUUUGCUUUCCUCUAUUGACGCAUUUGUCGUUAAGUUAUGAUUUAAGAGAUGGAGUGCUUCAUUAUGGCUUGCAGGGUUUGUCUUGUUUGAUGAAUGUGGUGGUGUUAGAACUUGGAUGGACUGUAAUCAGUGAUCUUUUCUCAGUUUGGGUAGCUGGACUUUUGGAAGGAUGUCCCAAUUUGAAAAAAUUGGUUGUACAUGGUCAUGUUUCAGAGGUAAAAACACAUGAAGAGUGCCAAAUUCUUUCCAGAUUCUCUGAAUUCAUUCUUCAACUGGGAAGAAAAUAUGGGCAUGUAAAAUUUGAGUUUGAAUAUGAGUAGUGGGUUCUGUUGCACUCAUGUAACCCAUCCAAAUAAAAGAAGAUAGAAGCAUGCCCCAUGAGUUUCUUUUGUCCAUUUCUUCUGUCUUGAAUCACAAGAAUUCUUCAAUUGUAAAGUUAUAGAUUCUGUGUAUAUGAGUGAAUUUCGGUUUCCAUCACAA
This is a messenger RNA of Vigna umbellata (rice bean), 1614 nucleotides long. The record is from RefSeq and is a predicted model, not a curated record. Lineage: Eukaryota; Viridiplantae; Streptophyta; Magnoliopsida; Fabales; Fabaceae.